AUGGGUGUCUGGGAGGCUCUUGGUGGGCGCUUCUCCAGUUCUCUGAACUCUGUUGGGCGUCGCUUUCUGGCGCUCGUGCCCGGCUUUGUCCCGAAGUCCCUACCCCGACUUGAAGACUACUACCCCCCUACCCUCCAGAUGGCGUCCACGCUCUCUGCUACCGUGGCCCAGGGAUCAGUGCUGUUUGAGGAUCUGGCUGUGUAUUUUUCUCAAGAGGAAUGUGUGACUCUGUACCCAGCCGAGCCGUUGCUCAGCGGAGAUGCCACAAAGGAGUAUUGUGAGCCUGUGACCUCACUGGGAGAGGAAGGUGAGACUGAGAUUAAUCAGCAGUUAAGUCUGGAGUCUGUGGAACUUGAAGAACUUGCCCUAGAAAAGUACUCCAUUGCUGUGCCCCUUAUCUAUUCUCCAGAAAAAUCCUCUGAAGAUGAAGUUGGAAGCCCUGAAGGGAAAACAGUGGGUGGAACUUCCACUUGCAAGAAGAGAUUCAUAAGCCUUUUAGUGACCAUUGAAAACCAUACCCCAUUAGUCGAACUUUCUCAAUGUCUAGGAGUCAGAAGACUUUCUGAAAUUCUUGAAUUUCCCUGGGAAGAAACCAAAGACGUACAUAAGCCUCCUGAAGGCGACCAAAAAAGCUUCAGUGAUGAUUCAUAUCUCGUUUUGCAGCCAAAGAUUCACUCAAAAGAAAAAAAGUUUAGAUGUGGUGACUGUGGGAAAAUCUUCAAUCACAGAGCCAACUUGAGGACGCACAGGAGAAUCCAUACUGGUGAAAAGCCUUAUAAAUGUGCUGAGUGCGGCACCAGCUUCCGACAACACUUGCAUCUGUCUCGGCACAGGAACGUCCACCUAAAAGAGAAACUCCAUACCUGUGGGAUAUGUGGGAAAAGUUUUAUGUGGCUCACAGGAUUGAAACAGCACCAGAGAACCCACACUACGGAAGAAGCCUGUGAUAUGGAGGGGGAAGAAGUGGAGGAAGAGGAGGCUGAACAAUACAGAGAUGAUGGGGGAAACGUGUCGUUCCUGAGAUUUAAACCCUUGAAAUGUCCCAAACGGCCCGCGGGCGGAAAUACCAACGAGGUGUUGGUUGUGCUUUGGGACGGCGGGCUAUGGGGCCGUCCGUUUCCCGAGGGACGGUUCGGCGCGGCUCACGCCUCCUAUCGCUGUGCGGUCUCCGCAGAAACUGGUGGGGAUGGUGGGGGCAGGACCGUGUGCCGGUGGCUAAGAGUCUUUAGGACUUGCCCUGCGCACUUAGCGGAAGGGUAUCUUGCGUGCGACGGCGUGGGACCAGCCCUGAUAUGGGUCUGGAGGUUCCAGGCUCUGGCCACCACCCUGCGAGUAUGUCUCCAGUAG
This is a messenger RNA of Orycteropus afer afer, 1347 nucleotides long. NCBI's taxonomy places the organism in Eukaryota, Metazoa, Chordata, Mammalia, Tubulidentata, Orycteropodidae. The record is from RefSeq and is a predicted model, not a curated record.